Molecule: messenger RNA, 2061 nt
Organism: Endocarpon pusillum Z07020
Lineage: Eukaryota; Fungi; Ascomycota; Eurotiomycetes; Verrucariales; Verrucariaceae
Exons: 1
Coding region: 1-2061 (686 amino acids)
Source: RefSeq, a predicted model, not a curated record
AUGAGCGGAAUCGAGUUCAUCGUGGCCACCGUCCUUGCGUUGGUGCCCAUCGCGCUCGAGACAUACGACCGCUCCGGGAGAGUGUUCGAGGUGUUUUCAGUCUCUAAGCAGUAUCCAAGAGAGGUCCUCGCUCUCGAAGUGAAGCUUUCCGCCCAACGGACAAUCUUCCGCAAUAAUACCAUCAACCUACUCACGGCAAUAACAAAGGACAGGGUCAGGGUACAGGAGGUCAUGAACAAUCCCUCAUCACAAUCCGCCAGAAUGGGCUUGGUCAUGGCCACCGUCUAUCAACACCAAGUGGAUGCGCUCGAUGAGUCUUUCGUGGCAUGCCGUCAAGUUGCAGAGCAAAUACAUAACACUCUGCAACUACUUUGCCAUCAAUCCGACGCUUUUCGGGCCGAAGUGGGCGAUAAGCAGGAAGUACGUCUUCGCGUCAACUCUCUACAGAUGGCAGGACUAAUCAAGCAGCAGAAGAUGAGCACUUCAGAAUGGCUGAAGCACAUCAGAACCCGCUUCAAGCUUGGUCUGAACAUGCCUCAGAUUAAAGGGGCCAUUGAGGAGCUACGGGAUUCCAACAGAGACUUUGGAUUGAUCACCGAGCAGAUCACAAAGGCGCUGCAAGAAAUCCUAAACGAGCACAAGGGUGACGCCGCUCUCACUCACAAAUCGGCGAGAAGCCUCAACAUAUUACAGAGAUACCACCGAGUCCGGUACGCCUCCAAAGCUUUAUACUCGACCCUUCAGGUGCGAUGGAUGUGCACGUCUCACCGCUCGCACUCGUUUGAUGUGCGCAUCCUCGACUGUGAUGCAGCCAAAGGCAAAAAUUCCCUCGCUGAAUAUGUCACCUGCGAGCUCGCCAUCACACACGACGGUUCAGCGUUUACCUCCGGAGGGCCACUCCGGCUGGAGAUCGAGCAAGCCUGCGAAUCAGACGACGAAGAUACAAGUCCCAAGAAAGCGGUUAAGGACAAUCGAACCGUGCAGCAGCUGACUACAGUCCUUGAGACCAACGCGGAACGAUUCAAGUUAGUAAAGCCGACUCCUUCGACAACCACGGUUCGGAAGCUUUUCAAGGGCUUCAGAAAGGACAAACAGCAGCAGCCGGGGCCCAGCACCUCCGGCCCCCAACUACCGAAUCCCCCAAAAUCUCUCACUGAGCUCCCCGUCGACAAAACAACGAGUAAAUUUGCCAAAUCCAGCUCUUUCUCGGAUCUGUCACUCGUCGACGACUUUUGCAAGAAGUUCCACAAAGUCUCAACAGACUGCCUAGACCGAUCCCUACUCGGAUCCUGGAAAGGCCCUCAUGCCCAAUGGUUCUGCACCCCGCCAGCGCCUCAGACCGCAUUAGGCACGUCGCAAUCCAUCUCCGAUAUUGUUCACUGGAUUGCCGAGGAACCGGUCCUGCGCUCACUCCCACGCCCGCUGCUGGUCGAGCUGGCCGGCAGUAUGGCCGAGGGCAUCAUGCAGUUCUACUCUACGCCGUGGCUAGUUCCCACAAACCUAGGGCAGACCUUGCGGUACUUCAACCCGGGUGAAUCGUCCACUGCUGCAAUUCAAUUAAAAGGGCCGUACUUCAUGGCGCAGCUGGAGUGUAAGCGGGCUAAGGGGAAGAUGCCAGUGCGCCCUACUGCUACAGGACCUCUACCUGCAGGUGAGUCAGCGCCACAGAACCGCGAGAAGAGAACGAUCGACUUCACAGAAGCGCGAAACAAGCUGCUCUUCAACUUUGGAAUUCUACUCCUCGAGAUCGGGUACGGCCGACCCUGGCACGAUCUUAAGCAAAGCGUCGCCAAGACGCCCCCAACUAGGACGGCCGUUGAGGGGAAGAAGAAAAUGCUGUCCGACUACCAGGCGGCAGAGAAGCUGGCGCAGCUGCUCGUCAAUCAGAUGGGGCUGACGUACCCCAAGAUCAUCAAGAAGUGCCUGGGCUGUGACUUUGGGCUGGGCGAGACGGAUCUGGAUAACGAGGACUUGCAGCGCCGGUUCUUGGAGGACGUGGUGUCUGGUUUGCAGCGAUUGAGGGAUAAUAUGAGGGAGAUGAAUUUUGCGCCUCCGGGUUAG